GGCGGAUGGAAGCCAGCUGUCCCGAGAAGCAGUGAACUGUGGCGUCAUCCCGAGCAGUGCCUUACCGGUAUUGUGCUGCUUCACCUGCCUCGCUCGGCGUUCUCCUCAGGCCCCGCCAUGGAGCGACAGGUCCAACGACUUCGCCAGACGUUCCGGUCCGGCCGAUCGCGGCCGCUGCGUUUCCGACUGCAGCAGCUCGAGGCCCUCCGGAGGAUGGUGCAAGAGCGAGAGAAGGACAUCUUGGCAGCCAUCGCAGCAGACCUGAGCAAAAGUGAACUCAAUGCAUACAGUCAUGAAGUCAUUACCAUCCUUGGGGAGAUUGACUUCAUGCUGGGGAAUCUUCCUGAAUUGGCCUCUGCUCGGCCAGCGAAGAAGAACCUGCUUACCAUGAUGGACGAGGCCUAUGUUCAGCCAGAGCCUCUGGGAGUCGUGCUGAUUAUUGGAGCUUGGAACUAUCCUUUUGUUCUGACCCUGCAGCCACUGGUGGGAGCCAUUGCUGCAGGAAAUGCUGCCAUUGUUAAGCCCUCGGAACUCAGUGAAAACACGGCUAAGAUCUUGGCUGAACUCCUCCCUCAGUAUUUAGACCAGGACCUGUACAUGAUUGUUAAUGGCGGCGUUGAAGAAACCACAGAGCUUCUGAGGCAGCGGUUUGAUCACAUUCUCUACACAGGAAACACCGCAGUUGGAAAAAUUGUCAUGGAGGCUGCUGCCAAGCACCUGACCCCUGUGACCCUGGAGCUCGGGGGCAAAAGCCCAUGCUACAUUGACAGAGACUGUGACCUGGACGUUGCUUGCAGACGGAUAACCUGGGGAAAGUACAUGAAUUGUGGUCAGACCUGUAUUGCUCCUGACUAUAUCCUGUGUGAAGCCUCCCUCCAGGAUCAAAUCGUACAGAAGAUUAAGGAUACGGUGAAGGACUUUUAUGGGGAAAAUGUAAAAGCUUCUCCUGAUUAUGAAAGGAUCAUCAACCUUCGUCACUUUAAGAGGAUAAAAAGUUUGCUUGAAGGACAGAAAAUAGCUUUUGGUGGGGAGACUGAUGAAGCUACACGCUACAUAGCCCCAACCAUACUCACUGAUGUUGACCCUAACUCCAAGGUGAUGCAAGAAGAAAUUUUUGGACCAAUUCUCCCAAUAGUGUCUGUGAAAAAUGUGGAGGAAGCCAUAAAUUUCAUAAAUGAUCGCGAAAAGCCCCUGGCACUCUACAUAUUUUCUCACAACAAUAAGCUCAUCAAACGGGUGAUUGAUGAGACAUCCAGUGGUGGAGUCACAGGCAAUGAUGUCAUCAUGCACUUCACUGUUAAUUCUUUGCCCUUUGGAGGUGUGGGUGCCAGUGGAAUGGGGGCUUAUCAUGGCAAAUACAGUUUCGAUACCUUUUCUCAUCAGCGCCCCUGCUUGUUAAAAGGGUUAAAGGGAGAGAGUGUUAACAAACUCAGGUACCCUCCCAACAGCGAGUCCAAGGUCAGCUGGUCGAAAUUCUUCCUGCUGAAACAGUUCAACAAAGGAAGGCUGCAGCUGCUGCUUCUCGUGUGCUUGGUUGCGGUUGCAGCUGUGAUCGUCAAGGAUCAGCUGUGAUGACUUCCUUGUAGCCUCUACUGAAGUACCCCUCGGCCAAAUGGUUAACACACCAAUGCUUUUAAAAUUGUACCCAAACCAGGAAAUGAAAUUCACAGGUGAACUGCAGUCAAACCUAAGUUGUUGCCACAAACCACUGAUGAAACUCAGUGCUUCAGCCAAAUCCCAGCAUUUGUCAGCCGUGCAGGUGCUGAGAGGGUGGAGACUGGGAGGGGCGACACCUAGUCCAUGGCAGCGGGAUGUCAGGGAGACUCGACAACUGCUCCCGCAGCUCUUUGCUCCAGGACAUAGCUCUGCCCACCCGGUGUCAACACCCUCCAGGCUUUCCAGCUGUCCUCUGAUUGCUGAGGUUCCUGUUAGGGACCGAGGUACUAAACCUGGGCGGGUGGAUUUGUCGGCCUCAUCCAUUGUGGCUCGAGACCGGCCUUCGGGAGUCGGCUCUCAGUCUAAACAUCCUUUCUCAUUCAUAGUGUGUCACCCGAAGAUGCUUGUUUGUGACAUUGUGACAGUCUGUCAUGACUGUCCCGGUGCCUUUGUGAUGACUUAAACUACACUGAGGAGCUUGCCAACUUGUGAAUGCCCUUCAGAGGGUCUGGCAGUCACAGCUGUUCCAGAGCCCGAGGGCAGAAGAUUCCGGAGCCCGGGAGUUUGAGGCCAACCUAGGCAACAUAAUGGGACCCUCUCAUUAUUAUUCCUCCAUAACAAUCCCCUCGAGACCCUCGAUUUGAAUGUUAUAUAGGUCUUCAGGAUAAAUCUGCUUAUUUUCACAGCACAACACAAAAAAAAUUUACUUUUGAAAUCUUAGAGAGAUUCCUACAGAUCUUAGCAUGGAGCUGUUCCUGUAGUGAAAGGGGGGUUAUUAGACAUGAGGCUUCAGAACUCAUGGGGCAGGGUUGUUGGAGACUACCGUGAGCUGAGGGGGCACACUGAAGCGAUGGGAUGGCCAGAAGCGCACCUGAGCAAGCGGGGCAGCAUUCUCUGUCAGACCCUAACAUGGCUACACAGGGAUGUGGCAGAGAGAUCUGUGUGGCCCUGCUGCCAGGGCCUGGUUAGGCCUGAAGCUCCAAGCUGCAGAGGUCUCAUUGCCUUCCCAGGAUCCAAAUUAAGACUGCCCACUCAAUGAGAAUGUCACUUGCGUAUGUACAACCAUGUUUGCUGAGUAACCUGUUCCACCGUUGAGGCUGUCUGAAGUGUAUUGUAUGAGGUAUCAAGAACGAGUCAUUGGCCCAUUUGGCAAAUAGUUGCUUAUGUAGCAAUUGUCAUGGACUAAUCAUAAAAUAUUUUGCACAAAAUUUCAAUGUUGAACUUGCACUCACUGUUGUUAAAUUAUAAAUCACAGCUUCUAGUUAGGCCAAAAUAUUUACAUACUCUACUAAUCUUCAAAAUAAAUGUAUCCCAUACCUUA
This is a messenger RNA of Rattus norvegicus (Norway rat), 2977 nucleotides long. It is a transcript of the gene Aldh3a2, whose product is annotated as aldehyde dehydrogenase 3 family, member A2. The transcript has 10 exons. Gene Ontology annotation, cellular component: endoplasmic reticulum membrane. NCBI's taxonomy places the organism in Eukaryota, Metazoa, Chordata, Mammalia, Rodentia, Muridae. The record is from RefSeq and is marked validated. Gene Ontology annotation, biological process: aldehyde metabolic process. Bases 118 to 1572 code for a protein of 484 amino acids. Gene Ontology annotation, molecular function: long-chain fatty aldehyde dehydrogenase (NAD+) activity; farnesal dehydrogenase (NAD+) activity; fatty aldehyde dehydrogenase (NAD+) activity.